AACCACGAGAAAGGAGUUUUGAAAGGUGCCCUCAAAAAUGAUAAUUCCUGUGUAGGAAAGUUGAUCAACGUAACUAUCUUGUUCUUUUAGUCAUUAUGGUUAAAACUCGGCGUAUAGACCCGGAAUUCAGAGUUACGACACCUGUUGUUAAAUUGUUAAAGAAAACCUUCAUUGGAAUCUCGUUAGCGGUCACUACUGUAACAGUUUUUUCGAUGUUUGGCUUGCGAAAAUAUUUCCCCCUGCAUCCUGAAAAAGAAAUGGAGAGAGAGCGUCUUAAGGAUGAACUAAUAAAAGCUGAUUACCGUUAUAUGAUGGAGGAAGCAGAAAGAAUUAUGAAUGAGCAAUAUUCCGACGAGUUUCAAUAUACUGACAGGAAACCACCUCAUGCAACCAGGCAAUAAUGACUAUUUGACACCUCUAAGUCAGUCUUUUGGAAUAUUUGUACAUUUUUCUGUAUGAACAUGUUUUUUUGUCUCAUUGGCUAGAGACAUUUUUGUGUACCAUAAUUAUAUGUUAUUAAAGUUAAUUAUAUGUAGACUUCUUUGUAAAGAUAUUAGUGUGUAAAAGACAGGAAGGACUGCAAAGAAAUGAAUAAUGUGAAAUAUUUUGAUAGAACUGAAUCAUUUGAAUUGUGUACAUGUGAAUUCAGAGUUUGGUUUUGUGAGAUUCAUUCAUCAACCUUAUAAAUCAUGAAAACAAGGAAGAAAGAUGAAGAGAAUACAAAGUCCAAACUAUCGCUACAGAAGAAAAAGAAAGGGGGAAAGGAUGCACUUCAAAAUAUUUUGUCAAUGCCGCAGAAUUCAUUAAAUGAAACAUGUGAAUUUCAAGUCAGCAACAACAGGUACAAAGAGCAAACUUCAGCACAAUGUGAGAUGGAUUUAGAUGUACCAGAGGCAGCGGCAUCUUCUGUUUUUGAAUCAAAGAGAGAAGAGGAUGCUGACAGUUUCAAGAAAUGUCCAACUUGUGAAUUGAUGUUGACUACAAACGCCUUUCAGUCACAUGUUGUCAGUUGCUUGAAGGAGAGAUUCCAGAAAAAAGGAUCAAAUGAAGAUGAGCUUAGCCAGGAGAAAUUUGUUUGUCAGUUCUGUACAAAGGAUCUCUCUCACUUUAACUCAGCCAGGAAAACACAGCACCUCAACAGGUGUAUGGACAAGGUAGAUGAGAUGAAACAAAAAGAAACUGAGAAGACAGAACAGCUUGAGAAGGCUAAGACAGCAGUGCUGGACUGUCCUAUGUGUGGCAAAGCUCUGAAGACAGAAAGUGGAAGAAAAAUCCACAUGAAAAAGUGCAGCCAGAAGCUGGGGGUGUCCACAGACCAACUUCUGACCCUUAUAAAACAGCAGGAGGAGGAGAGACGGGUGAACAUAGCGGCCGGGCUGGUCCCUCUGGCAGCAAGAUCAACCAUUAGCAAACUCGGUAAGCAGACCAAGAAAAAGCUGAAAGAGCCACAGAGUAAAUACGAGGAAGAGCUGCAGACUGCUCUGGCCAUAUCUGAUUCUUUGUCGAAUAAAAAUGUCAGCAAGAAAACAGAGACACAGCUCCAGAAACAGGGUUGGAAGAAAAAGGCAGAUCCCACCCCAUCUCUUUUGGUCCUGCUAUCAGAGGAGGAAAAACAGAAGAGACGAUCAGAGAGGGUGGCAGCCAUGCUGAUUCCCCAGGAUCUAGAUGAUGAUGAUAAUGAAAUGGAGAAUUUGGCCCCUGCCUUCUGUGGUAGUCUUAUUCAGGAAAAGUACUCAUCUGACAAUGACAAGAUGCCUUCUUUAUGGUCAAGAUGUGAGUUAUCCACAGAGAAUUUAACUGCCUUUGAAAACAAAGAUAAGUUCUAUGUGGAAAAACUUAUGCCCCCUAUAUGUGUCAGUCGUUUUGUUGUGGGCUCCAACAUCAAAAAGGUAGAAAGCAUUCCGGGCCGAAGACAGUCCACCUACAAAGGAAUCCCAGACAAGACAGAGGUUGGAAGCAGUACUUUUCAUGGUGACACUAUGUUGGCCUCCACUCAGACUGCAGUGAUACUAGCAGAGUUAGAGGUCAAUGCUGGUUCAUCUGGUGACCUUGACCUGACCUGCAGUGGUUUCUGUCCAGACUCUCCUGUCAAAGUGCAGGAGCAAACCAAACAAAAGGUAGCAGAUGCCCACCAAAAGACAAUGGUUUCCAUGGUGAACAAUCCUAAUUUCAGUGAUAUAAGGAUAAAGACCAGUGAUGGUAUCAUUCAUGGUCACAGACUGAUUCUAGGGCUCAGGUGCCCUAAGAUUAUCCAGGACAGCCAGGAUGAAGUGGAACUGACAGACUAUUCCUCUACCACUGUACUGGCAGUUAUGAAGUACCUGUAUGCUGGGGCCAUCUGUCUUCCUAAAGGUUCAGUCUCCGAAAUAAAGAACUUGGCUUCAUGGUUGGAAAUCGAUGAAUUAGUAAAGAUUUGCGCCUCUGCUCUGAAUGACCAAAAAAUGGCGGACAACCAAGAACCUGCAGAAGACAAGGAGGAGAAAAACUUAAGCAAUCUACAGAACAUGAUGACAGAGGACACUGAGGAGGGAAAUCCAAGCGAAGAUGAAGAAUGUGAAGAGGAGAAUAACUUUCAUGAGGGAAUAUCUAAUGAAGAUUACAAUGAUAUCAUGUGUACACAGAGGAAGAAAUACAGCGUCACUGAAGGGAGGAAGAAUCAGGAGGAUUCUGGGAAGGAGAGUUCAGAGGUCGAUCAGUCAGGCAUGGAGAGUGAUGCCAGUGAAGGGGAGAUAUCGCUGUUCUUUCAUGAUGAAAGUUUUGAUGGGACUGCUGCAGAGCCAUGCCAGAAAGAUGAUGAAUGUAAUAUGCAAAAUUCAGCAAAGAAAAGAAAAAGUGAAGGAAAAUUGCAAAAUGAUAAAAUGGAUGACAUGGAUGUUAUAUUCAUAGAUCAAGAGAAAGGAUUUGAAGAUGGAACAAAAGAAUCUGAGUUAAUGGAAAGUAAAAAUGAAAAGGACAGUGGUGUAGAUCAACAAGACAGGGUGAAUAAAGAGCUGGCAACAGAGGAAUUGAAUCCAAAACUUCAGGUCAAUGACAGCAUUGUAUAUCAAGAUGAGGAUCUAAUUAUUUACAGUGAAACUGAAGACACGCCUCCAUGUUCCGGAUCAGAAGUGAUCAGAAAAUCCCAGUCUGUGGAUCCUCUGUCUGCGGAUCUGUCAUUGAAUCCAGACCGGAGUGGGAGAGCUGAAAGCCCAUUGAUAGUGGCCAGUGGGUCCAGUUCUCACAGUUUCCUGGAGGGAGAGGAGAUUUUAGUGGGGGAGGGAGAUAUAAGGCCAGGGUCUCCAGCCAAUAGUGGGCAGGGACUAGACUCCUCGGGUUUGGAUUUGUUUGAGUCUCCUAUAUCCAUACAGACUCCUGAACAUGUAAACUCACAGAGUAGAUUCCCUGAGACUGAUCGGCUAAGCCCAGGGCUAUAUCCAGGGAACUUCAGUCCACCCACACCCCAUUCAUCACAUUCACCAGCUCAAUCUAAAGCAGGAAACCAAACACCAGUCAAAGUAUCAACGAGUGGUGGAUCAAAGAGAAUCUUGAGGAGGAGUAACCUGAACAAGGUUCUGUGUGAUUCAGAUUCUCCUAAACAGAGCAGUGAUGUCACUACAACAGAGGUCAGUGAUGGAAACAGUGUUAAUGUUGAUGAUGGAUUCAACUCUCCAAUGUCAGUUACCUCGAUACAUUCAGACAGUGAAGAAGACGAUGUGUCUUUGAUCCAAGACAAGAGCCAGGUCGCUUCGCCCAAACAAACUGUUGGAUCUCCUGCGUGUCAGCUGCAGCCCAGUCAGAGAAAGACUUUUCGAUUUACCAAGACUAAGCCAGUAGUUGUGAACUUAGAGAGGUACCUUACUCCAGAGAAAGAAGAGCAGCCUGAUGUUGUAAUUUGUGCAGUGAUCUCGUCACCUGGUGUUGAUUCCAGCAAAGAAAAUGGAAUGGAAAAUGAAGCAGACCUGGACAACCCAAUUCCAGAUGUGUGGGAGGGCUUCAAUGACAGUGGAAUGGAUGGAGGUAUUUUGGCCUGUGAUCUCCCUACCCCUACAAAGUCUGCCAGUGAUGUAAAAAGUACCACCCCAAAGAAGAUACCCAAACUUCGAACAGAACCAGAUACUCUUACGAAUGUUUCUAAGGGAACUAAAGGACUUGUAUCAAAGAAUCCUUCACUAGAAGUACCAGAUGAACUAGGUGAGAGCUUUGGUAAUGACAGUUUUGAUGUGGAGAUGACUGCACAAAUGACUGAUAAUCAGAGUUUCUUCAAGACUCCAACUGAGAAUAGAAGACCUAAAAAAGCCCCGAGAGACUGGGUUCCCCCAUCACCCUUCACCCCAAUGCCAAGCUAUGACAAAAUGAACACUCCCCAGCUCAAGAAAGAGGUACAGAAGAUAGGUGUAAAGCCUGUGGGUAAAAAGAGGAUGCUGCUUCUGUUGAAGGAUGUGUACAAGCAGACUCACCAAUAUGAGACAGAUAGUGAGUUUGAGACAUCAGUUGAUGAGAUAAGGACUGAACAGAAUGAAGGAAGCGAGCUUGUCUCAGUCUCGGGUGAUGAGGAGGACAAUGAGAUCAGUAGCAGCCAGGGGUCCGAGAUGAGUGUUGUCCUUGAAGAAACCAUGAUGGAUGUUGAAGAAGAGAUAACUCCAUCUCAAGCUGCUUCAGAUGUGCCUGAGCUGACUCAGAAGAUCUCACAGUUUAUUCAAGACAAUCCAGACAUGUAUACCAAGAUACUGAUGUACAAGCCAAUUGAGUUGGAUGGAUUGAAAAGGGAGAUAACUGUAGCUGGAAUAAAAUGCUCCAUGGAAAAACUAAUGAACUAUCUGGAUGAAAAGUGCAUUACAUUCACUAUGAAGAAUAGAAGAAAAGCCAGUCCAAAGAAAGGCAGAGGUCGGGGAAGGAAGAAAAAAGCUGAGGUGGAGGCUGAAACACUUACAUGGUCAGAGAUAAGCCUUUAUGAUGGGUACCCUGGUCAUGAGGAACGAACUGGGCAGUCUGGAAUCAGGGCUCAAGGACCUGAAAAGGUCAAGGUGUUCUUUAUUGCAAACAAUGUGAGAAGAGUUCAAGCAGAACAGGACACCAAGUUUUACCAGAUUUUGCUCAAAAUGAUGAAUGAAGUCAAAGUACUGAGAACUGGACAACAGAAGGACUCUCUGAUGAAAGUGUUCACCUGGUUUAAGGCAAACAAACACACUCUACACUCAGGACCACAUUUUGGAAAAUCCUAUCAGCUAAAAGAGGCAUCAGAUGUUGUGAAGAAAGCUCAGGGGUCAACUAGACAGUCCUCACCCCGCCGAAGUAAAGUGGUCACCACACAGAUGGCCAAGGAGGAGGAGGAGAAACAACCUGUCACGCGCCUAGAAUCCGCGGAGGGGAUGAGGACUUUCUUUCAAAGUGUAACCCCCUCCACACAGCUUAAUGACCCAGAGACACCAAAAAACCUUUUCAACCUUGACCUUCCCUCUAACAAGGACUAUGUGAAUGAAUACUUGACAAGUCGGUUUUUCCAGGCGGGAGAGAUAUCCGGAUUUGGGCGACCUUCAACUUUGGAUACACCCUCAAACCGCAACUACAUGAAUGACCAGGUGCCUUCAGAGAGAACUGUUGCUAUGGAGAGGUUCAUCAACAGUCCGAGUCUGUAUGACGGCCCAGAUGUGGAGCUUCAGAGAUUGGCAAGUUCCCUUGGAGAUGUUGAUGAGGGUCAUACAGAGUUACAUCCCCUGCCUCAAGAGGACGGUCGUGAUUCUGUAGAGAGCCAGCGUUACAUCGAGAGCGUAACAGUCGACAGCCAUUACCAGGACGAAGACGACGAAGGGUUUGAAAUCGAUGAAUCUGGACCAGCAGAUAUUGACAUGGAGCUGCCAGAUAUCCGUAGGAAGCUGUCCAGAGAACAAACUGCCACAACCAGUUUUAGGGCUGCCAUGUCUGCUCCUACUCACGGAGACCAGUUUUCUAAUUUGUCAACAUACAUUCCCAAGAAGAUGGUCCACCCCAUUGCGAGUCUGGUGAACCCUCAUGCUCAGCUGGCAGCCAUGGAAGCCAAGCGAGCGGAGGAAGAGUACCAAGCCUCCAGAGAAAACACCAGUCUAUCUCACAGAAUACUGAGCAGAUCGUCAUCAGCUGUUCCCAAGUCGUCAGCCACACCCCAGAUUCCUACCUUCAGACCGGUGACUGCCAUUUCCUCCCACCCUGAGAGCCUCACCCACUGGAAAUCCUACAACAAGGACAUGUCAUAUGGACAAGAAAUCCUAAGAGAUUUGAGUUUCGUUGGUCGCAGUGGUACAGCUAUGGAUGUACGCUACACUGCCCAUGACUUCGGAGAAAUGCCCGAGGAGAUGACAAAACAUGUCGUAGCAUUCUUUUCUCAGAAUUCAAAGUCGGUACCGGUUGCCAAGGUGUUGACCCCGCGAACUGUGGAAGUUCAGGAGUUGUAUACACAAAGUUCAUUGGAGGACUUCUAUGCAAUGGCUGAUAACCUUUAUCCACGAUUUCCCAAAUAUCGCAAACCGGUGUACUCCAAACCAAGGUCAGCUGCUUCUAGUCGUAUGUCUGAUACUCCUGAAAAGACCUCUCGGCAUGUGGAGAAACCAAAAUUUCAUCCCUUAGGCAAACAGCUUCUAGAUGCUGCUGAAGCUGAGUUGCGUGAAAAAGAAAACAAGCCUCCACCUGAACCAGCAUCCUCCGUGAAGCUGGACGCUGUGGUACAGCUUGUGGAUGACGUCUCGGAGAACAUGACCUACUUCAAGGAAAGGCUUGCACCAGCUCCAAGUCCAGGAUUCCGACAGCCGUCAAGUAGUACAGUAUCCAGGAGACCUCUGUCACGCCCGGCAACAGCCACAGGUCAUAGGUCACCUAGCCCAAUGCAGCGCUCAAAUUCACCUGAUAUUAUGUCGGAGCGCCCCAGACCCCAUACCUCUUUCUCUCACAACAACCCUCCCCCAGGUGUGGAAUUCCUGGAGCCCCACCCUCCAAUGUCUGUCCGGUCAGGUACGCCCAGUAGAACAGCGGAGGCUAUCGACUGGAGAGGGAAGAUCAUCCCUGAAACAGAGCGCACAAAAUGGCUAAAAGCAAAGUUUGGGGAUCAUACUUAUGUUCAAAAAAUGAAAGGAAAACGUCCAGUUGGAGCUACACAUGCUGGCAAACGGCCAAAAACGGCUCCUCAAUCUUUUCAGGAUCGAUGGAAAACGGAAAAGGAGAGCAACACAAACACCCGAGUGGAAUCACAGGCGGCGACCAACACGAUGACCGAGGUCGACCCAAAAGUGAUGGAGUCCGUGAUGAGAGUGCAGCCAAUCGAAAACUGGAACACUGGAAUGGGAUCUAUGAGCUCAAUUUUCCUGGAUGAUGAUUUUCUACGAUCCUUCAGUGGAAGUCGACACACCGGUCAUCCUUCAACGGACACUAACACCCCUGUACCCAUGGAGUAUGUUCCCAUUGUGUCCUCUGCACCAAGGUCACUCUCAGGAAGUCGAGCCCAAAGUCGCCAAACUCGGUCCCGAUCAGAUACAAGAGCAGAGAGUCGAAUCGAUGAAAUACAGGACGAGGAGACAACAUGUGAUGACCAGCAGCCAGCCAACCGUGAAGCAGGAGAACCAGUUGUCAAGGACAACCAGUACCAGGGAAAUCAACCGGAACCAGAUCAAGCUCAACAACCAACUGUCCACUUCCAGACACCUGAUAUACAGGAGGAUUAUCUAGAAGGCAGACAGGACCUCGGGGAUGUACCAGGGGUAGGUACGGUUAACAUCGACGAUCAGGGACGGAUUAUAGGAAUAGUCAAAGAAGACGACAAUGAGUCCGUCUCAACCACAACAACACUCGACCAAGACCAUAUAGCACCGAGACAACCCAUCCGGUUCCACACAGAGGACUUACAUAAUGGCAACGUUCAUAUAGAAGUCACUGCUGUCCCAUCUGCUGGGCGUGCCCCCACCCCCCAGGAGUUACGACAGCGCCCCAUUCAGGCCCUCAGUAAAUCUGACACCUGGAAUUAUGCUCCAGAUGUUGAACAACAGGAAGUAGAUACUGAGAAAUAUCUUCCAGGCCAGAGGAAGCCACAAACACCAAACAUCUUCCAGAAAGGGGAUAUUUGGUAUAAGACAAUUGUGAAGCCGGAGAACUACUGUUUUGAGUGUCUCCCUGACAGUAUGUCCACUAAAGUGGGCCGGUCCGCGGGCAGGAUGCCUGGUCGGCCCCAGAGUGUGUCGUCACAGGUGCUACGAAUGGCUCGCAAACAGAACGAGUACUUCAAAAAAGCCCCACCGGUGAGAACCCCACCCUCCAUCCCUAGUCCCUACCACCACACAUCUAGUUCACCGCGAUACGGAGAGACCUACAACUCGGGUCUGGAACACCACGCCAGGAAAGUGAAAAGUCCGCGACAUUUCAUGGAGCAUGUGGUGGAUCUGAGGAAGGAAACUGUGUCCGCGCCCCCUGGGUCCCUGGUCACCCGCGAGGACAGCUUGAUGGAGUCACUACAGGUUUGUCGACUGUCCACCAGGGGGAGCAACACUGAAGGACUGGAAGGGAAGCCUACAGAAGAGGGUGAAAUGAUGGAUGACAAUGAGAACAAAAGAGUGACCUUCAGGGAGGAGUCGGAGUCAUCCAUGGAGGGCAAGAAGAGCACAUUCUCCAAGUCCUCCAGCUACUCCCAGAUCUCUAUGGCUCACAUUGGACGCCCCAUCGCUCAAGUCUCCCGAAUACCAGACCCCGAUGAAGAGGCAGCUGCAGCCAAGACCCAGUUUGAGGCCAAGGCAGCAGUAGACAUCCAAAGGAUUUUCAGAGGCUAUGUUGCUAGAAACGUGUAUAAGAAACUACUUAGAGAUGAGCGUGAACGAUUAGAGGAUGAACGCAAGGCAGCAGUAGAAAUUCAAAGGAGAUACAGGGGUCAUCUCAUCAGGAAAAAGGAGAUUUAUCAGCAAACAGGUCUUAAGAAGGAACACUUGGAGUGGGCCUCUGAUUUCAAGCAAAUAAAGAAUGAAAACGAAGCCAGGCGACAGAAAAAGAUGGAGGCUUUGUCAGAAAAUAACACACUCAAUUAUCAGAGGAGUUCUACAAGACUCUCCACCAUUGGGCCUCAUGUGGAUAUUUACCAAAUUUAUCAUCCAAAACAAACUGGUCCAACAAAGAAAGACAUGUAUAAUGCAGCCACACACAUUCAGCGCUAUAUACGCGGUUUUCUUAUCAGAAAAAGGUUCGAGAGGCUGAAGAGAAAAUGUGUCUGGCUGGGUUCCACCUACAACAAGAUGGUGAAGGAUUACAAAGGCAUGCUGAGGAAAUGCCAACUACGACACGGAGUGGACAGACCCAAGACUCCAUUCAGCAUCCAGGACAUGAUGGAGUACCUGGAAAUGAGGAGACGUUAUGAAAGUGUGUUUGACAAGAAAGCGUUUGGUUCUGAGCUGGAGGUGAUUGAGUUGGAGUCAUUCUUCAAGGAGUGUGACAUGUACCCAUCUGCUUCAGAGAUCGACGAGGCCAUAGAUGUUGUUUUCCAUGGUCAACAAGUAAAGCGUGGUUUGUUGAAACCUGAGGUGAUGGAACUGGUCUUUUAUAUCUACACCCCUAAAGCGACAGGACUUCCAAACAAUCGCCAGUCAACAUGGCUCAAUCCGAUCAUAGACGGGGUGGAAGCCAAAAAACUCAUAGCCAAUGCAACUGCCUCUGGCAACAAGAAAGGACAGAACAAGAGAAGUGAAUAUGUAGAAAAAGCUCCACUGGAGGUCUGUGCCAAGCUGGUGAUCGAAUCUCGCCGCGAGCGACGUGAGAAGGAAAGAAAGGAGAAGGACCAGAAACUGACAGAUGAUCUGGCCCAGAUGAAGGCCAAGCGUGAUGAGGAGGCAGCAGAGAAGAAAAAGGUUGUCAUAGUAACACCAGAGGAAGCAAAACAAGCUGCUUCCAGAAAGCAAUGAUCUGAAGUGUGAACGAUCUAUGUUCUGAACAACCUGAGGUGUUUGAACCUGAGAAAUGUUCAUAGGCACUGAGAUCAAGGACUUUUGUGUUCUUAUAGACUAUGAUUGACUGUGUUACAUGGAUGGUGCAACAGCAUCAUCUGAAAUUUCUUACAUCUAGUCCUAUAGUGAGGAAAGAGACAGUGGAACAGAGCGAUUGUUGUGUAGUGUACACAACUCAGUAACAUUAUUAUACUGAUACUAAAAACAAACUCUGGUCCAAGUUUUAACAAAAAUCUAAGAAUAGCAACAAUAAGUUUAGUCGGUUUAACCUAUCAAAAGUGUCUAGACUUAUUUAGGAUUUCUGUGAACGAGAACUGACCUUUACUGCAUUGUCAGGAAAUUGUCUGUGAUAUCUGGAAAUCAGUAUUAUUAUCGUUUGAUGUUUUAUCUUCUACAAAAAGUGAUUUUUGUCAUCAUAUUGUGAUGUCUAUGGUUAGCACAAAUUUGAGAGUUGUUGAGGAUAUAUCUCACGCUGCGUGUAGAUUUUAGCUAUUAUGAUAUACAAAGGAAAGGAGACUCUAUUCUAUGUACUGUUAUUUACAUGUUUGACAAACUCCAUGCAUUUAGAAUAUUGACAUUAGUAUUAGUUAUAUUAGCAUUUGAAAAAAAUCACAAAAUUCCACAUCAUUCCAAUAUACACGUAUGUUCAUAUAUUUAUUUCUAGUUCAUUUUUCAUUCAGACAAUUUUGAUUGUAUUUUUAUAUACAUUUUGUAAAUUCAUUUGUAUUUAUUUUUGGAUAUCUUAUUUGAAGAAAGAGCUGGAGCAAGUUAAUCUUUGUGAAGAAUUUUUCAGUGUUUUAUAGUGAAUGAUUAUAUUCCAGUGUUAAAGGAUUGUGCCUGACUUGUUUUUGUUACGGAGAUGAAUUUGUAGGAUUUUGUUUUUUUCUGUAACUGUUUUAUAUUUGUAUCCUUUUACUUUCUAUUCGGAACAAACUGUGAUACUUUUUACAUUACAUGAAUAGUAAAGAGAAAAGUCUUUA
This is a messenger RNA of Magallana angulata, 10903 nucleotides long. RefSeq lists its product as uncharacterized. The coding region runs from base 690 to 9881 and encodes 3063 amino acids. The record is from RefSeq and is a predicted model, not a curated record. Gene Ontology annotation, biological process: meiotic DNA double-strand break processing; DNA replication; resolution of meiotic recombination intermediates. NCBI's taxonomy places the organism in Eukaryota, Metazoa, Mollusca, Bivalvia, Ostreida, Ostreidae. Gene Ontology annotation, molecular function: enzyme binding. Gene Ontology annotation, cellular component: Slx1-Slx4 complex; nucleus. The transcript has 55 exons.